This is a messenger RNA of Rotaria sp. Silwood2, 800 nucleotides long. Lineage: Eukaryota; Metazoa; Rotifera; Eurotatoria; Philodinida; Philodinidae. The record is from the annotation of a GenBank genome assembly.
AUGACCGACGAAACAUCCAUAUCUACAGAUAUUUCAUUACCAUCUCAUCUGACUGAUAACUUAAUUAUCAUUUGGUUGGAUGCCUAUUUUCAAGGUUUCAAUAACGAUGCAAAAAAUGCGAUUGUUCAACUUCAAAAUAUUGUCGAUUGUAUCAAAAUAUUUACUGAUGCUGAUGAAUGUAUUGGUUUUGUUCAUGAUAUUAAAGAUAAAAAAGUAUUUAUGAUUAUGUCUAAUACUUUCUAUCAAUACUGUGUUCUUUUUCUCCAUCUUAUCGAAGAAAUGGUUCAAAUUUAUUCGAUCUAUAUCAUUGGUGAUUAUCAAUCAAAAUCUGAACAACAUAAAAAACUAAAAGGUGUAUUUACUGGAAUUGAAUAUAUAUUUGAUAUGUUGAAACACGAUGUUCAUCAAUGCAAGAGCGAUCUCGCAUUCACUAGUAUUGAUCCUAUCAAUUUCGAUAAACUUGAUUCAUCGCAUAUGUAUUCUAAAUUACUCGUAGAAAUUAUUUUAAACAUUCAAUAUAACGAAGAAGCUAAGAAGAUAUUUACCAAUUACUUGCGUAAGGAAUACGCUAGUUUUCGUUCAAACUUGAAAAUGAUUGACAAAUUCGAAAAAAAUUAUAAAGAUUAUUCACCCAUUCGGUGGUAUGCAACAGAACCCUUCCUCUAUUCAUCUAUCAAUAGAGCUUUAAGAUUAUUAUUAUCCGUUUCAAAAUAUAAUGUCCUCCACUGUUUUUUGAAUAACUUUUCAUAGGAACAUUGUAGAGACCUGCGGUUUUCGUCAUUCGAGAGAGGACACCGGGG